Sorghum bicolor (sorghum) is the source of this 1238-nucleotide messenger RNA. RefSeq names its product LOB domain-containing protein 24. The coding region runs from base 391 to 996 and encodes 201 amino acids. The record is from RefSeq and is a predicted model, not a curated record. Lineage: Eukaryota; Viridiplantae; Streptophyta; Magnoliopsida; Poales; Poaceae. The transcript has 2 exons.
GGCAUGGCAACGUUAGAAGCAACUAAUAAGACUUUACUAGGGCAAAAGAAAAGAGACAUGCAUACAAUGAAGGCGUAAAAUUGUAACUUCGUGAGUGUCAAAAUCUUAAUAAAGGGUGUCCCAAACAUCCUUAUGAAAUGCGCAGCGCAGAGACACGGCCGUUGAGCUUUCCAUAUUCCGGCCGGGGCCGGCGCUCGCCGACGGCGCUCCUCGAUCGGCUCCUCAAUUGGAAGCCAACGCAUGCACGUAGCCGUUGAGGUUUCCAUUUCUGGCCGGCGAGCAUAUAUAGCCGGAAGAUCACCCGUAUCCAUCUCGAAAUCUUUCUUGGAUCCACGGAGAUCUCCAGCAAUACCUCACGCCGAGAUCCUUCGUGAUCUCCGCUAGAUUCUCAUGUCCGCCGGAGCGGGUGGCGGCGGCGGUAUGGAAAUGGACCAUCAGCAUCCGGACAGCGCUGGCAGUGCGACUGCGGUGGCGAGGCGGUGCGCCGCGUGCAAGUAUCUCCGGCGGAGGUGCGCCCCCGACUGCGUCCUCGCGCCCUACUUCCCGGCGUCGCAGCCGCGGAGGUACGCCGACGUGCACGCCGUCUUCGGCACCAGCAACCUCACCAGAGUGCUCCAGAGCUUGCCGGUGCAGGAGCGAGGCCGGGCGGCGGACACGAUGGCGACGGAGGCGCACUGGCGGGUGCAGGACCCGGUGUACGGCUGCACGGGGAUCAUCCACGGCCUGCAGCAGGAGAUCCGCGACGUGCAGCAACAGCUCGCCACCACGCGGGCGCAGCUCGCCAUGCACUUGCACGGCAGUGGCACGGCGCCGCCGUCGUCGUCGCCUCAGCCGCCUCUCGCUGCUGCUGCAGCGGCUACGGUGACAGUGAACAGCGGCGGACGACAUCGCGUCAGCGUGCACGAGGACGACGAGGAGCAGCAGCAGGAGGAGGAGGAGGAGGAGGCGCCGUUGAUGGACCCCGACGAGUUCCUCGACCUCGAUGGCCGGCUCUGAGCGAGCUCUGCUGGCCGUAGCCUUUUUCAAACCAAAUCAACCUCGUCUUUCACCUUUUGGAUCACGUCGCAUUGGGUUUUAAUUUACACACGAUUCUGUUGUGUAUUUAUUUAUUAUAUUAUAUUUUGCCACGUAAGUAGAAAUGUAGAACAUUUCCAAAUAUAUACUUAUGUAUGUACGUAUCGUCGUAUCUUGUGUUCGACAAAGUAACGGCAGCGGUCUAGUUAUGAAGCUUUGUUUAU